AUGAGGGAUUUGUAUAAAACUGGUUUUCACUGGUCCUUGUUUAUGGCUCCACAGAACCUUGCCUCCUGGAACCCUUCAAACCCUGAGUGCCUGUUGCUCGUGGUGAAGGAGCUGGUGCAGCAGUACCACCAGUUUCAGUGCGGUCGCCUCCGUGAGAGCUCACGCCUCAUGUUUGAGUACCAGACGCUCCUGGAAGAGCCUCAGUAUGGAGAAAACAUGGAAAUUUAUGCUGGGAAGAAAAACAACUGGACUGGUGAAUUUUCAGCUCGUUUUCUAUUGAAGUUACCAGUAGAUUUCAGCAACAUUCCCACAUACCUUCUCAAGGAUGUAAAUGAAGAUCCCGGAGAAGAUGUAGCCCUCCUUUCUGUCAGUUUUGAGGAUACUGAAGCCACCCAGGUGUACCCCAAGUUGUACUUGUCACCUCGAAUUGAGCAAUUAGAGCAUAGAAGAGGAGUGGUGACAUUUCAGGAAGGCGGUGGCCAUGGAUAUUUCGGAAGAAAGCUGCGAGUGCUAAGGUUACACCAUCAGAGCUGGCACGAACGUGCUGUACCUUCCCCUCGGUCCCAGACUGUGGGCCAUUCCCGCAGUGAAGUAAAAGGUGAAAUGGGCGUCCCAGGCAGCACAGUGCUCGUCUUG
Arvicanthis niloticus (Nile rat) is the source of this 636-nucleotide messenger RNA. RefSeq names its product BRISC and BRCA1-A complex member 2-like. The record is from RefSeq and is a predicted model, not a curated record. Gene Ontology annotation, biological process: double-strand break repair. Lineage: Eukaryota; Metazoa; Chordata; Mammalia; Rodentia; Muridae. Gene Ontology annotation, cellular component: BRCA1-A complex; BRISC complex.